UCUCCUUCUCUCUCACAGCUAAGCUAUCUCCUUCAGUCUCUCACAGCUAAGCUAUCUCCUUCAGUCUCUCACCGUGAUUGCCGUUGACAAAGAUUGGAGGUAUUUUUUUGGUGGGCGUAAAUGGGUAGUAAGAAAAGAGGGUCCAAUAGUGUGGAAGACGAAGUCAAGAAUCAGUUUGGUAUAGGCAAUGAUAAAGAUGUUCCAGAACAUUCAAGAAAGAAAAUGAAAAGAGAGAAAAAGGACAAGAAGAAAGAAAUAAAGGUGGAAGAUGGGUCUGCUGGCCCAUCUGUAGCUCCUGAUUAUGUUAAGCCAAUGGAGAGAAAAAAGAACAGAAAAGCACUGGACAAAGAGAGACACCGAGCUGAGUCCGAAUCGAAGCCAAAGCAGUUUGUGUUGGUGGUAGCCGAAGAUAAUGAUAGUGAAGUGUUAAUGGCGAGCUCGCCGAGUGCAAGUAGUUGUGGGUUGCCUGAGUUCCACAUUGGUGUUUUUAAGGAACUUGCUUCUGCUGAUGUAUUUGUAAGGGAAAAGGCUGCUGAAGCGUUGGUGAUGGAGUUGGUGGAAGUUCAAAAAGCUUAUGAUAAGCUUGAGGACAAGGUGUUGGUUGAGGGUGGGUUGAAAUUGGAAGCUGAAAAGGAUGAUGGAUUGAAUAAUUGUGCGCCUUCUGUGAGAUAUGCUGUUCGGAGGCUCAUUCGUGGUGUAUCUUCAUCAAGAGAGUGUGCUAGACAAGGCUUUGCAUUGGGUAUGACUAUUUUAGUUGGUGCAAUUCCUAACAUUGAGGUGAACUCCUUGCUAAAACUCAUUAUUGAUUUGUUGGAGGUCUCUUCUUCAAUGACUGGUCAGGAAGUGAGGGACUGUCUUCUGGGUCGCUUGUUUGCUUAUGGAGCUCUUGGGCGAUCAGGAAGACUAACUCAAGAUUGGACUUCUGAUAAAAACUCUAUGUAUAUCAAGGAGUUCACUAGUUCUCUUAUCUCUCUUGCAACCAGGAAGCGGUACUUGCAAGAACCCGCUGUUUCAGUUAUUUUAGAAUUGGUUGAUAAGUUACCUGUCGAAGCCUUGCUGAAUCAGGUUCUUGAAGCUCCAGGGCUUCAGGAGUGGUUUGAAGGAGCCACUGAAGUUGGAAAUCCUGAUGCAUUGUUUUUAGCUCUUAAGAUGCGAGAAAAAAUUUCUGUUGACAGCAGAGUGUUUGGCAAGCUUCUGCCUUAUCCAUAUUGCUCUAACGGGCUUUUUUCUGCAGAUCAUCUUUCGUCACUUGCUAAUUGCUUGAAGGAGUCGACCUUCUGCCAACCUCGAGUUCAUAGUGUGUGGCCUGUUUUGGUAAAUACUCUCUUACCUGAUAACGUUGUGCAAGAUGUAGAUAAAGCAUCAGGUUUGAAUUCCAUCAGGAAGCACAAAAAGAAUCGCAAGUAUAGCUCAUCCGAAGAAGACAUUGAGAAAAAUAUUCGGAGUUUCUGCGAUGUUAUCAUUGAAGGAUCCCUUCUCAUGUCAUCUCAUGAUCGUAAGCACUUGGCACUUGAUGCUGUGCUUCUUCUACUACCGAAGCUGCCUGCCUCUUGCGUUCACAUUAUUCUGUCGUACAAACUUGUGCAGUGCCUGAUGGAUAUACUUUCCACAAAGGACUCUUGGCUGUUCAAAGUUGCACAAUUUUUCCUAAAAGAAUUGUCUGAUUGGGUCAAGUAUGAUGAUGAUAGAAGAGUAGCUGUUAUUGUGGCCCUGCAAAAGCACAGCAAUGGGAAAUUUGAUAGCAUUACUAGAACCAAAACAGUUAAAAGUUUUUUGGAAGAAUUUAAAACUGAAUCUGGCUGCAUGCUGUUCAUUCAGAAUUUGAUGAGCAUGUUUCUGAAUGAGGGUAAUGCUUCAGAGGAACCUUCAGAUCAGAGUCAAACAACAGAUGACAAUUCAGAGAUAGGUUCAAUAGAGGAUAAGGAUUCUGCUGGGACAUUGGGAACUCCUGAUUUUUUGAAAAGUUGGGUUGUGGAUUCUCUACCGGGUGUUUUGAAACACUCUAAACUAGACCCUGAAGCAAAGUUCCGGGUGCAAAAAGAAAUUCUGAAGUUUUUAGCCAUUCAAGGUCUAUUCUCUUCAUCUCUUGGAACUGAAGUGACAUCUUUUGAGUUGCAGGAGAAAUUUAGAUGGCCAAAAGUACCCACCUCAAGUCCUCUUUGCAGAAUGUGUAUUGAGCAGCUCCAACUGUUGCUGGCAAAUGCUCAAAAAGGAGAGGCGCCUCAUGCAGUGGCUAGUGGCCUCGAGGCAAAUGAUCUUGGGUCAUAUUUUAUGCGGUUUCUUAGUACAUUAUGCAACAUUCCUUCAGUUUCACUUUUUAGGGCCUUGGGCAGUGAUGAUGAAAAAGCAUUUCAAAAAUUGCUGGAAGUUGAAACCAGGCUAUCUAGAGAGGAAAGGAAUUGCGGGCUCAGUACAGAUGCAAAUAAAUUGCAUGCCCUGAGAUACUUGCUCAUCCAGUUGCUGCUGCAAGUCAUACUUCGACCUGGGGAAUUCUCUGAAGCUGCCUCUGAACUUAUUAUAUGCUGUAAGAAGGCUUUUGGUGCUUCCGAACUCCUGGAUUCCUCUGGAGAGGAUGAACCAGAUGGUGAUGGAACCCCCAAGCUAAUGGAUGUCCUUGUGGAUACAUUUCUUUCCUUGUUGCCGCAGUCAUCAGCACCUAUGCGAUCUGCUAUUGAGCAGGUUUUCAAAUACUUCUGUUAUGAUGUCACGGAUGAUGGACUGCUUCGUAUGUUGCGUGUGAUAAAGAAGGAUCUGAAACCCGCAAGAAAAAAGGAUACAGACCGUGAAGACCAUGAUGAUGAUGAUGAUGAUCUUGUCGAUAUCGAAGAAGCAGAGGAAUAUCAAGAACCUCCUCUUGAUAUUGGAGCUCCACGUGACAUUGAAGAAGCGGAGGAAUAUCAGGAACCUGAUGAAACUGAGACAGGUGAAACCGGUGAGAGUGAUGAACAGACAGAUGACUCUGAGGCAGUAGUUCGAGUUCAGGCAUCUGAGGAUGAACCUCCUGAGGACUCUGAUGAUUCUGAUGGAGGAAUGGACGAUGAGGCCAUGUUUCGGAUGGAUGCUUUUCUUGCACAAAAAUUUAAGAAGUCGAAUAACCAGGCUGGAAGUGGAACUGCUCACUCCCAGCUCGUGCUCUUCAAGCUUCGUGUUCUCUCGCUGCUGGAGAUUUACCUGCAUGAGAAUCCAGGCAAGUCUUUUGUCGACAAAUCUAAGUUUAGAUGAGUACUGGGAACCAAAUUGCAAUGAGUGCUAAAUUAUACUGGUUAUGACCCUUCAACUCCCUACUCUUAGUAUUUUUACUGGAGUUUCGGACAAUAGUAUAUAGGGACCUGGUUGGAUUUACGUAGUAUUCAGUAGCCAGGACACAAUUUAGUCGUUUAUGGAGUUUUUGAAAACAGCCUUUUUGCCGAAAUUUGAUUCAAAAUGGGGGAACAAUUUCUUGAUUUGAAAUCUUCCUAAUGAUCGAGUGGGUUGCAUUCUGAUUCAGAAAGCCCAAAGUCUAAGAUUUAACAAUAGAAAAAAUGAUAUCUAGUAUAGUCCAAUUAUGGUGGGCCUGGGAGGGGUGGAUUGUGUACAAGCCUAUCCUUUCACAUUAUUUGCAUAAAUAACUACCCUCAGGUUUGAAUCCACAACGGCAAGAUUAUUGGGUUGAACUUUAACCACUAAACAAUUGGCCCACUGUUUCAUCAUUGCAGCGAUCUUGUAGUCAUAUUGUAGUGAACUCAUCUGUACUGAAAUUUCAUUCUGUAUGAGAUAAUAGCUUGCCUAUUUGAUGUUCUAAUGGCAACGUAGAUUUGUUCUGGAGUUGCAUUGUUUAUCUGUCAGUAACUUUCUAAGGUAAAAACUUGUUUGUGACAUGAUCCGUGAUGGUAGUUUAUUCUUCUUCUUUCUGUCUCUCUACACAGGUAAGCCCCAGGUGUUGAAAGUGUUCUCAAACCUGGUACAGGCAUUUGUUAACCCACAUACUACAGAAGGUAGUGAGCAGCUUGGUCAGCGUAUUUGGGGAAUUCUGCAGAAGAAAAUAUUUAAAGCAAAAGAUUAUCCAAGAGGAGGAGAUGUGCAACUAUCCCUGCUUGAAUCUUUGUUGGAAGAGAACUUGAAGUUGGCAUCAAAGCCAUUUAAGAAAAAGAAAUCUGCAAAUAACCCAUCAAAAAUAAAACAGUCAGCCUCCUGGAAUCGACACAAAAUGAUUACGUCACUUGCUCAAAAUUCCACGUUUUGGAUUUUGAAGAUCAUUGAUGCACGAAAUUUUCCUGUGCCUGAGCUGCAGAGGGUGGUGGAUAUUUUUAAGGGUUUUUUGACGAUUUAUUUCAACAGUAAGAAGUCUCAAAUGAAACCUGAUUUUUUGAAAGAAUUAUUUAGAAGAAGACCGUGGAUUCGUCAUCAUCUCUUGGGAUUCUUUUUGGAGAAGUGUGGUAGUGCAAAAUCAGAGUUUCGGCAAGUUGAAUCACUUGAUCUGGUGAUUGAAAUAUUGAAAUCACUUAUUUCUGUUAAACCUGAUGGAAGUGGCCAGGAAGCAUCAAAGAAAAUUUUGAAAAGCCAUAUUCCAAAACUAUGUCAUCUUGUGCAACAGUUGGUGACAGAUAUGCCCGAAAAGCAGUCAAGACGGGUUGAUGUACGUAAGUUCUGUGGCAAGCUCUUCCAGUUUUUGACAACCCAUAGCCUGACCACAUCAUUUCUCAGAACUUUGGAACCUGAAGUUCAUGCUUCUUGCGAAUCUCAACUUGGUGAGCUGUUUCUUACUUUGAAAAAGCAGCAACAGUAGGCUGUCUGACUAGUUCUGCUGGAAAUAUCUCCUUCAAGUGUUUGAUUUACAAUCAAAUUAUUGGAAGUUCCUUUCGGUUUGAAUGCUAGUGCAGCAAAUAACCUCUUGCCCAACACACUACAUGGGGCUCUCGACAACUUACUCAAACCGAAAUACUACUUUCAUGGACAUUACUCUUUGGUGAUCAAUCAAGUUCUACACCAGUGACCCUGGAAGGUGGCAGUUCUUGGUAAAUCUUUCUGUUGGUAAAACCUUUAUACUUUUCACUUGUCACUUUUAGUUUCACGGUGUUGUCUUGGGUUGUUCAUGUCUAGGAGAAUUUUGAUCAUAAUUGAUCCACCAUAGCCUAUAUUAUUGGACCUUUCAAUUUUGAAUUACAGUAGUUUCUUGUUUAUUUCUUUUAUUAUAGAACAUAAGUAUU
Messenger RNA from Ilex paraguariensis (yerba mate), 5186 nucleotides. Lineage: Eukaryota; Viridiplantae; Streptophyta; Magnoliopsida; Aquifoliales; Aquifoliaceae. The record is from the annotation of a GenBank genome assembly.